AUGUCUAUGUUACACGCUAUCCACGAAGUGAGACCAACCUCUCCACCUCAUGCACCUCAGAUCGACCUCAAUCUGCCAGCGGAACCAGAAGCAGCACAUGUUCGGGACUCACUGCCCAGGGUGGAUCAGCCUGUCUUUGAACAGACUGUGCCUAGUCGGACGACCCCAUCGCGUCGAAUCGCCAUUACUUCGUUACUGGUUUUAGCCAAUGUCGUACAGAUGACGGUCAACUUCGCUGGUGUUGCUGGCGGUAGUGCCUUGAGUGAAUCAUUGGGCGCCAAGGAUAGUUAUGCCUCGUGGAUAGCUGCUAGCUAUGCGCUCACUCAAGGAACAUUCGUGCUAGUUAGCGGUCGAUUGGGAGAUGUCUACGGCCACCGAGAACUCCUCCUCGCCGGCGGUGCCUGGCUCACAGUGUGUACAUUUGCCAGUGCCUUUUGCACCAACUUCUUCGCCUUUGUCACCAUGCGGGCUCUGGCUGGUUUGGGAGGUGCCUUCGUCAUGCCAAAUGCGGUGGCCAUGAUCUCCAGUACCAAUCCUCCCGGUCGCGUGCGAAAUGUCAGUUUGGGUUUCUUUGGGGCGUCAGCACCGGUGGGAGGGUACUUUGGAGCCUUGUUCUUGGGUGCAUUCCUGGAGCACACCGAGUGGAAGUGGUUCUUCAUCUUCAUUGCGUGUCUUGGUGUUUUCACUUUUGCUCCUAUCUGGGCAUUGAGUCCGCGCGAACCAUCUGUCGACCGACAUGGUAAGAUUGACUGUAUCGGAUCAGCUCUCGGGACGAGCUCACUGAUUCUGUUCAACUUUGUUUGGAAUCAAGCACCCAGUGUCGGUUGGGCCACUCACUAUGAGAUUAUUCUCCUGAUCAGCUCGGUAGUCCUGUUUGCCGGUUUCUUGCUCUGGGAAAGAAACUAUGCUGCCGAGCCAAUCAUGCCAUUGGAUAUCUUCAAGGCUCCAUCUUUCCUGAUGCUGCUCUUGGUUGUGCUGUUGAAUUACAUGGCAGUAGGAACCCUGAUCUGGUACCAGGUCUUAUGGCUGCAAAAGGUAUGGCACUGGUCUCCCCUCCAAUUCGCUGUGGGAUGGACCCCAUUUGUCAUCUGUGCCACGGGAGCUGCUAUUCUCGCCGCGUGGAUGAUCCCACGACUGGCAGCACAAUGGAUUCUCGCCAUCGGCACCAUCACCAUCUUAGUCUCCAACGUCCUCAUGGCGACACUGCCCCUUCACCAAAUUUACUGGGCACAAGUUUUCCCAUCGGUCAUCCUCUUCUCCUUCUGUCCCGACUUUGUAUACACAGCUGGGCAGAUCAUCGCCAGUAACUCGGUCCGACGUAAUCAGCAGGGCAUCGCGGGGUCCGUCAUUGGCACACUCAAUCUAUACGGGAACAGUCUCGGUCUGGGGUUCGCCGCCACGAUUGAAGAGCAGAUAGCGCGCCGAACAGGGAGCCAAAUCACGGGGUAUCGGGCGGCACUUUUCUUCGGGGUGGCCAUUAGUGCCGUAGCGCUAAUUCUUGAUGUGUGCUUCGUCCGACUUGUCAAGGAUGACCGAGAGGGCUGGCGCGACGAUGACAUAGUGGAGGACCUUGAGCUAACGGACCACGCUGAAGCCACUGGUGUACACCUGCCCCAUGCAAGUGCAAGCCAUUGA
Molecule: messenger RNA, 1635 nt
Organism: Penicillium antarcticum
Lineage: Eukaryota; Fungi; Ascomycota; Eurotiomycetes; Eurotiales; Aspergillaceae
Exons: 5
Coding region: 1-1635 (544 amino acids)
Biological process (GO): transmembrane transport
Cellular component (GO): membrane
Molecular function (GO): transmembrane transporter activity
Source: RefSeq, a predicted model, not a curated record